Molecule: messenger RNA, 2738 nt
Organism: Anguilla anguilla (European eel)
Lineage: Eukaryota; Metazoa; Chordata; Actinopteri; Anguilliformes; Anguillidae
Product: methyl-CpG-binding domain protein 3-like
Exons: 8
Coding region: 295-1125 (276 amino acids)
Molecular function (GO): DNA binding
Source: RefSeq, a predicted model, not a curated record
UACUGUAUUCUCGUUUGGCCCUCUUCCAGAGCGCUGGUAGUAAUGAGGUCGUAUAGGCGGCGGAGGGAUCUACGGGGCGACAAAGAGUGAGGGGGAUGCGACAGAGAGAAAGAGCACGGAGCAGCCUGGAGAGAAGGGGGGAGCGCCGCUGACAUCGAGUUUGAAGAGGGAAAGCGCGACGGUGUCGCCCUGUUCGGCUCGUUUCUCAACUAAAUCGCCGAGGAACAAAAAAAAAAAGAAAAAAAGAUAUAAACAAAAAAAACAGAACCGCGUCAACACAGGCCAGCAGGAACCAUGGAGAGGAAAAGCAGAAACGAGGAAGAGGAGGAUGAACAGAAGCGAGGAGGGGGGGAGGCGGGUCGUAUAUAUAAUUUAUGCCCGACCGGGAAGAAGUUUCGGAGCAAGCCGCAGCUGGCCCGUUACCUUGGCAACUCAAUGGACCUGAGCUCCAUAGACUUCCGCACGGGGAAGAUGCUGAUGAACAAACUCACCAAGACCCGACAGAGGCUGCGCUACGACAACAACAGCCAGAGCAAGGGCAAGCCUGACCUGAACACCUCGCUGCCAGUCCGACAAACGGCAUCCAUCUUCAAACAGCCUGUCACCAAGGUAACCAACCACCCCAGCAACAAGGUGAAAAGCGACCCCCAGAAAGCCAUCGACCAGCCCAGACAGCUGUUCUGGGAGAAGAAGCUGAGCGGCCUGAACGCCUUCGACAUCGCGGAGGAGCUGGUGAAGACCAUGGACCUGCCCAAGGGCCUGCAGAGUUCUGACGCAGGCCGUUUGCCCCCAGGGGUCGGUCCCGGGUGCACGGACAAGACGCUCCUGUCUGCCAUCGCCAGCGCCCUCCACACCAGCGCCGCGCCCAUCACCGGCCAGCUGUCCGUCGCCGUGGAGAAGAACCCGGGGGUGUGGCUCAACACCACCCAGCCCCUCUGCAAGGCCUUCAUGGUCACCGACGACGACAUAAGGAAGCAGGAGGAGCUGGUGCACAGCGUGAGGAAGCGGCUGGAGGAUGCUCUCAUGGCGGACAUGCUGGCGCACGUGGAGGAGGCCGCCAGGGAGGGGGCGGGGCACGAGGACGGCGACGGCCCCGAUGAUGAGGACCACACGGAGGCGGUAUAGCAAAGGCCUAGGGGGUGCUGUUGAGCUGCCUGAAAUUCAGAACAUCCCGCGGAACCAAACCGGGGUCACCUCUCUGUCUCCGCCCUCAAAACGCCACCUCACUGACUCUCUCCCCCGAGUCCCCACCUCCCUGGAACCAUGGCAACCUCCGCCUCACUCCACCAUGAAGGACUCUUGCUACAAUCCUCAAACGGAUUGAUUCCUGGCAAAUAGUUUGUUCUUGUUUUUUUGUUGGUUUUUUUUUUUUUCUCCACAUUUUCAUUUUCAUUACACUGUCGUGUGAGAUUUUCAGUAGAUGUGUGAAGGUAUCUCUUUUUUUAAAUUGUAUAAUGGAAAUUCGGUUGGGAUGUGUAUGUGUGUGUGUGUGUGUUUGCGUGUCUCUUGUCUGGGGAAAGUCUGGUGGGCAAGUAGUCACAUGACCUCGUGAUCACGUCCAGUGACAACCUUCCUGUAGUCCCAUCCACCAGUACACAUGUUCCAGUAUCAGUCUUUAACAAGCUCAACAAGGUAAAUUUCAGAGUGUACAUUUAAUAAGGCAAUGACGUAAAAAACUUGUGAGCCAUUUGAGUGGGGCCUGUGUUCAGAAUAGUUCCACUCCCACCGAUGUUCGCCCCCUUCCGCACGCAGUCCUCUUGUCCCUGCUCUAGCUGUGCACUGACAGUGGAGAGCCACUAGGGGGCAGCAGUACUGGCUGAGUUUUGCGGCACGCCGGCAAGCUGCAGGGGCCAGCUGGAAAGGAAGUUGAAUUGAACGUUUGUGAAGCAACAUCCUGUGUCGGUUACUUUUUUUUUUCCCAGUUUCUUGCUUCUUUUGACUAAAUAAAUGUGGGGGUACUAAAAAAAAAAACUAGAUGGAUUCAGUGAAGGAUACAGGUCAGUAAUGCCGGUUGGGCAGUGUUUUCAAUGAGUUACAGCGAAUGGGCAUUUACAAAAAAAUAUUUCAUUACAUCCUGGGUGUGGGAGGAAUGCAAUGUUGAUGUUAUGUUAUCACUAACACAUGACUGGGUUAUGGGUUCCAUGAGUCAGGGCUGGCUGCUUUCAAGGUGGCUUGUGACAUCACAAUGGGGUAGUGUCGCUAACUACCAGCAAAACAAGGUGCUUAAGACCCUACUGGAACCUGCAGUGAGGACUGUUAGCAGACAUUGGUUUCAUUUAACACUAGUCCUGUUUUUACCUUGCAUGCGUUUUCUCUGUUGAAUAGAUUUUUUAAAGAUAUUUGUUAAACGGUUUCGUUUGGUGCUGCGCCUCCCCCCAACGCCCGCCCCUCGUUUGCUUUGUGUUCUGGAAAUCAAAAUCUGCUUUUAUAUUUCAGCUUUUAUAUUUUUUACAUCUUUGAUUAGCGGUGUGGAAUGUUUAAGUGGGGCCAUUUGUUUCUUUAAAAUCUUUGAUUUUCAUUAUAUUUUGUAAAAAUUAGAAAAUGUAAUCAUUUUUUGUGUGUCAAAUCUUCUGUACACAGUUUGGGGUUUUAAUUCCAGUUUAAGAAAUGAAGCGAGUUUCAGCUUCAGUUAACAUACAGCCUGAAGUGAAGUUGGAUUGAGAUUCACAUCAGCAAACAUUUACUGCCGAGAUUUUGUUUGGAAAAAGUAACAAUUAAAAAAAUGUUAACUAACUUGG